Molecule: messenger RNA, 1797 nt
Organism: Mycotypha africana
Lineage: Eukaryota; Fungi; Mucoromycota; Mucoromycetes; Mucorales; Mycotyphaceae
Product: DHS-like NAD/FAD-binding domain-containing protein
Exons: 4
Coding region: 1-1797 (598 amino acids)
Molecular function (GO): NAD+ binding
Source: RefSeq, a predicted model, not a curated record
AUGGUUGAAACUGCUUUUAAUGCUGAAGGGACUAUUGAGACCGAAGAAAUAACGAACCCUACUGUUGGUGAUGACAAUAGUACCGUAACUACAACAAAGACUGCAAACUCUGACAAGCUCACGCUUGAAGAUAUGUUUAACGAAGAUGAAUACAACGAAGAAUCUGAUCAAGAUUGGGCUUCAGGCGACGAAGGCAGUGAAAGUGAUAGUCAUGACAGUGUUGAAGAAGAGUUGCUGGAACACCGUGCUUUUCAAAUACCACAACCGUUGAAUACAACAGCAACAAUAGGCGCAGACGCUGAUAAUGAUGUGGAUGUUGACGGAAAUGAUGAUGAUGAAGCUAUGUAUAAGCUCCCUUGGGAGCCAUUCACUGAUCAAGAAAUGGAAAACAUAAGAGAGGAGGCCAAAGAAAAAGGACUAAUGAAGUUUAUUGAAAAAUACGUUGUUCAAAAUGAGACACCUGUUCCAAAACUAUUGGAAGCAUUCAAUAUUUUCAUGCACCCUCAGGCAGCCAUACUGGCGUCAGACAAAGAAUUACUUCCUAUAUUGAAAAGCAUUGUUACUCGUUAUCUGCGUAAAAGAAGUAGAUUACAAACCGUCAACACGUUGGAAGACGUAGCUAACUUACUCAGCAAGGCCAACAAUAUCAUGAUUGUCACUGGUGCAGGUGUUUCUGUUUCCUGUGGUAUUCCCGAUUUUCGAUCCGAAACAGGAAUCUAUUCUCGACUUCAAGAAUAUGAACUAGAUGAUCCUCAACAAAUGUUUGAUAUUGAUUACUUCAGGGUAGCACCAGAAAUAUUUUAUUCUUUUGCUAAAGAGCUAUACCCUUCAAAUUACGAGCCCAGCCCUAGUCAUCAUUUUGUCAAAUUAAUUGAAGAGAAAGGGAAACUGCUAAGGAAUUAUACUCAGAAUAUCGAUACGCUUGAGCACAAAGCCAAUAUAAAGCGCGUGGUCAAUUGUCACGGUAGUUUUGCUACAGCGAGUUGUGUUACUUGUGGUUAUAAAGUAGAUGGUAAAGAAAUUGAAGAGUAUAUUAUGAAACAGCAGAUACCACCUUGUCCUCGAUGUGCUGAGGCAGCAGAAAAAAGCAACAUAUCAAAUAAUACCAGUCAUAAAAAUAAAGGCAAUGAUAGUUCAGAAGAUGAUGAUGACAAAGAACAUUCAUAUAGAAAAAGAGGCGUUUCUAUCAUGAAGCCAGAUAUCACCUUCUUUGGUGAACAACUUCCAGCAGAGUUCGAUAAUUUACUUGCGAUAGAUACAGAAAAAGUAGAUUUAUUAAUAGUGAUGGGAUCUUCACUUAAAGUGUCGCCUGUUUCGGAGAUUAUGUCGCAGAUGCCGCAUAGCGUACCCCAGAUCUUAGUAAAUCGUACACCUAUCACCCAUAUGACAUUUGAUAUCCAGCUUCUAGGAGAUUCCGAUGUGAUCGUGCCUGAACUGUGCCGUAUGUUGAAAUGGGAUCUAAAACAUCCAAAACUUCCUGGAGGCAGUGCUCUAAGUACAGAGAGCUAUAAACUGAGUCGUGAAGGUGACGGGGAUGAAGUCGAAGUAACUGACUCUUUCAAUGAAAAGCAUAAAGAAAGAAAGAUUUGGAAGUAUAUCAAAGAUGGAUUAUACACUUUUCCAGGUGCAGUAUUGGAUCCGAAGUACAUUAGCAAAGAAAGAUAUGACGAACGGGGAAGCCUUGGUUCAGAAGAUGACAAUAGCAUUGAUAAUAGCAUUGAUGAAGAAGAAGCAACAGCGAAUGAAGUGCUGGGUGUAGCUAAUUCUGAUAAUGUUAAUGAUAGAAAUGGGGAAUGA